AUGGCUAGCUUCGAUUUAGACGAAGACAUUCAUAGACUAGAAGGCACUAGCGGGAAUGAAUCUGGUGGACUUGUCAUAAUGAAAAAGGGACCCUCGGGUGAUGAUGGAGCAAGUCACGCGUUUAAGAAACCCGAUGUGCCAAGGGUGUCCUUACUAGGGUUAGACAAACUGAGUGCUGCAAAGAGAGAGUUGCAAAGUGAAGCGGCAGACCUCACUCCAAAACGAUCUAAGGUGAUUUCAUAUAGAAAUGAUGAGGAAGAUGAUGUGGAGGAGGAGGAUGAGGAUAAAUACAGCAGGAAGAAAUACAGAGAUAAAGAGAGGCAUUACCGACAGCCAAGGGAGGAAAGCCCGUCACAUCCUGGAGGAGUGAGCUCUGCUGCCAGAGAACGAGUGAAGAAGCAUCACAGGGACAAAGAGAGAGGUCUAAAAGUAUCCUCGUCAGAUAAGAAAAAGAAACGGUACUCUGAUAGAGAAUAUCACAGAAAGAGAGACAGGGACAGUGAGAGAAGCUCUCGUCGCAGUGACGGCUCGGAGAGGUCAUCCAGGUCGGAGAGAUCAGAACGGGGCUCUCGAGAUUGGGAAGAGACUCCUGACAGUAGAAGGUAUCGAAAUUACAGAGAUGAGGUGCCCAGUCCAAACAUCAAAGUCAAAGACACUCCCUCGAGGUCCUCUUGGGACGAUGAUGACUUGCCAACACCAAAGUCCGCCUGGGACCUUCCUACCCCCGAUCUGAACAAAGGUCGCUCUGGUGACAGGUCAAAGAAGACAGAUAAUGGUGACAGACUAAAAGACAGUCGUCAUAGUCGGGGAUCAGAAAGAAGUGACAGACGAGACAAAUCUGACUAUAAAUCCAAACAACGUGACGAUUUCACACCUAAAGCAACACCAACUUACAAGUACAACGAAUGGAUGAAAGACAAGAAAAAAAUACAGUAUACACCAAAAGACAAUGAAAAACCAGGGAAAGAAAAUAUUCUGGAUUUUGAGUCAGAAGAGGAUCGACUUGAAUGGGAGAAUGAGCAGAAACGAUUGGAUAGGGAAUGGUAUAAUCUGGACGAAGGUUAUGAUGAUGAGCACAACCCAUUCUCGGGCACAUCUAAGGAGUACACCAAGAAGAAGGAAGAGGAGCUGGAGCAAAGGAAGAAGAAACGAAUGUCGGCACAGCAAAGACAAAUAAAUAAGGAUAACGAGCUGUGGGAGACUAACAGAAUGCUUCGCAGCGGUGUUGUAGCCAGGGUGAACUUUGAUGAGGAUUUUGAUGAUGAAAACGAGGCCAGGGUACACUUGCAAGUUCUGAAUAUCGUACCGCCAUUUUUAGAUGGUCGAAUAGUUUUUACCAAACAGCCGGAGCCUGUGAUACCUCUCAGAGAUGCGACCUCAGACAUGGCUCUGGUGUCUCGUAAGGGCUGUGCUGUUGUGAGGUUGCACAGAGAGCAAAAAGAGAGAAAGAAGGCUCAGAAGAAAGAAUGGGAGUUGGCAGGAACCAACAUUGGCAACAUCAUGGGCAUCAAGAAGAAGGAAGAUGAUGAGAACGUGGAUGAAUCCCACUACAAAGAUGAUCACAAGUUUGCUGACGUCAUGAAGGAUAAAAAUGAGGCUGUCAGUGAGUUUGCCCUGAAGAUGUCAUACAGGGAACAGAGGCAGUUUUUACCCAUUUUCGCUGUCCGGAAUCAGUUGCUGAACGUGAUUAGAGACAAUAACGUGAUCAUCAUUGUUGGUGAGACCGGCUCCGGCAAAACUACACAGCUAACUCAGUAUCUUCAUGAAGAUGGCUACACUAGGCUGGGUAUGAUUGGCUGCACACAACCUCGACGAGUGGCGGCCAUGUCUGUGGCUAAACGUGUUGCUGAGGAAAUGAAUAUCAAACUGGGAGAGGAAGUUGGGUACGCCAUUCGUUUUGAGGACUGCACAUCGGAGAAAACAUUAAUCAAGUACAUGACAGAUGGUAUCUUGCUGCGUGAGUCUCUCAGGGAGUCAGACCUGGACAACUACAGUGCAAUCAUUAUGGACGAAGCUCAUGAGCGUUCGCUGAAUACGGAUGUGUUGUUUGGUUUACUUCGCAAUGUUGUGGCCAGGAGGCAUGAUCUGAAGCUCAUUGUAACGUCUGCUACCAUGGAUGCAUCCAAGUUUGCCUUGUUCUUUGGCAACGUUCCUGUCUACACUAUUCCUGGCCGAACGUUUCCUGUUGAUGUCAUGUAUGCUAAAAAUCCACAGGAGGAUUAUGUGGAUGCAGCGGUCAAGCAGACUUUGCAAGUCCAUCUUGGAGGGUUGCCAGGUGACAUAUUAAUUUUCAUGCCUGGUCAGGAAGAUAUUGAGGUCACAUGUGAGCUUAUUUCAGAACGGCUUGGUGAACUGGAAGAAGCUCCACCACUAGCUAUACUACCAAUCUACUCUCAGCUGCCCAGUGACCUGCAAGCAAAGAUUUUCCAGAAAGCUCCAGAUGGUGUCCGCAAGUGUGUGGUGGCCACAAACAUUGCUGAGACGUCACUUACAGUUGAUGGCAUCAUGUUUGUGAUAGACUCAGGCUACUGCAAGCUGAAAGUUUACAACCCCAAGAUUGGUAUGGAUGCCCUUCAGAUAUUCCCAAUUAGUCAGGCUAAUGCAAACCAGAGGUCAGGUCGUGCUGGGAGAACAGGACCUGGCCAAGCCUACAGACUGUACACUCAGCGCCAGUACAAAGAUGAGCUGUUGGUGACCACGGUGCCGGAGAUUCAGAGAACUAACCUGGCCAAUGUUGUGCUACUGCUGAAGUCACUCGGAGUUCAGGACUUGCUGCAUUUUCAUUUUAUGGAUCCACCACCCGAGGACAACAUUCUCAACUCCAUGUACCAGCUGUGGAUCCUGGGAGCACUGGACAACACCGGUGCUCUGACACCCUUGGGCAGAAGCAUGGUAGAGUUCCCCUUGGACCCAGCUCUCUCCAAGAUGUUGAUUGUGUCAGUAGACAUGGGAUGCAGUGCUGAUGUUUUGACGAUAGUGUCCAUGCUGUCAGUUCCAGCCAUAUUCUACAGACCCAAGGGGAGAGAGGAGGAUUCUGAUGCAGCAAGGGAGAAGUUCAUGGUGCCAGAGAGUGACCAUCUCACAUUCCUCAAUGUUUACCAGCAGUGGAAAAGAAAUGGAUAUUCGUCAACUUGGUGUAAUGAACAUUUUAUACAUGCUAAAGCUAUGAGAAAGGUCAGAGAAGUCCAGUCACAGCUGAGAGAGAUUGUGGAGCAGCAGAAAAUGGAACUGGUCUCUUGUGGGGCAGAAUGGGACGUCAUUAGGAAGUGCAUCUGCUCUGCUUACUUUCACCAAGCUGCCAGGUUGAAGGGUUUGGGAGAAUAUGUGAACACACGUACAGGCAUGCCUUGCCACCUUCAUCCUACUAGCGCCCUCUUUGGCAUGGGCUACACACCUGACUACAUCGUCUACCAUGAGCUUGUCAUGACCUCAAAAGAAUAUAUGCAAUGUGUAACAGCAGUUGAUGGCCACUGGCUGGCAGAGCUCGGCCCUAUGUUUUACAGUAUCAAAGAUGCUUCCAAGUCUAGACAAGAAAGAAAGCGGCAAGAAGUAGAAGAAAUGCAAGCCAUGGAGGAUGAGAUGAAGAGAGCAGAGGAACUGAUCAAAGCUAGGAAAGAGCAGCAGGGCAGAACACCCAUGUCUGUCAGAAGUUCCAAGAUUGUAACACCUGGUCAAAGGGAUCCCGGCACACCUGCUUCCACCCCCCGCAGGACUCCCAAGUUUGGCUUGUGA
Messenger RNA from Candidula unifasciata, 3732 nucleotides. The record is from the annotation of a GenBank genome assembly. Lineage: Eukaryota; Metazoa; Mollusca; Gastropoda; Stylommatophora; Geomitridae.